This is a messenger RNA of Neoarthrinium moseri, 2949 nucleotides long. RefSeq lists its product as uncharacterized. Gene Ontology annotation, molecular function: protein binding; protein-macromolecule adaptor activity; metal ion binding. Gene Ontology annotation, biological process: endosome organization; intracellular protein transport; organelle fusion. The coding region runs from base 1 to 2949 and encodes 982 amino acids. NCBI's taxonomy places the organism in Eukaryota, Fungi, Ascomycota, Sordariomycetes, Amphisphaeriales, Apiosporaceae. The record is from RefSeq and is a predicted model, not a curated record. The transcript is spliced from 5 exons. Gene Ontology annotation, cellular component: HOPS complex; endosome.
AUGGCUUUGCUUAUGUGGAAAGCAUUCGACUUCUUCGAGGUCAGCCAGGUCAAGCUUGGCGACGACGAGACGCGGUCCUUCUUCGAGAACAACGAGAUAUCGAGCGUGUGCUCCGGAUCCGACAGCCUGUUCCUCGGCAGCUUCGAUGGAUACGUACGCAUCAUCGCGGCCAGCUGGAAGGUCUGCCGGAGCUUCCAGGCGCACGAGACGGGCCGCAUUACCCACAUGCGCCAGAUCGAGGGUACGAGCCUCCUGGUCACGGUCGCCGAGGAUCUGAGCAACGAGCCGGUCUUGAAGGUCUGGGCCCUCGACAAGCCGGUCAAGAAGACGGGGCUGCCCACCUGCCUGAGCACAAUCAAUAUCCAGAACGGCCGAAAGCAGUUUCCCAUCUCGGCCUUCACAGCGCUCGACGAUCUAUCGCAGCUGGCCGUUGGAUUUGCGAAUGGCUCGGUCACCGUAGUUCGCGGCGACCUGAUCCAUGAUCGAGGCACGAAGCAACGGGUGGUCCACGAGUCGGAGGAGCCCAUCACCGGAAUCGAGUUUGUCACGGAUGCCAAGGUUACCACACUGUUCGUGGCGACCACUGCUAGACUCCUGAGGCUUGUAGUGACUGGUAAGGGCCAAGGGCAGCCCCCGAGGACAGUAGAGGACUCCGGCUGUGCAGUCGGCUGCAUGACGCUCAACAAGACAACGGGCGACAUCAUCGUCGUUCGGGACGAUGCCGUGUACUACUACAACCUGGACGGCAGAGGUCUAUGCUUUGCGAAUGAUGGGACCACAUCACUUGCUUCAACCUACCAGGACUACGUCGUUCUCGUAUCCCCUCCAGCUCAGCCCAGUAAUGGCGAUUCCGAAAACAUUCGGCGACGCUUCGGUGGCGGAAGCGCUGAAACACUGUUCAACGCGUCGACGUUUACCAUGAUAGACCCCAAUCUGCAGAUAGUUGCACACACCGAGUCUCUGAUCUCCAAAGUCCAAGCUCUGUUUGAAAUUUGGGGAGAUUUGUUCAUCCUGACUCAAGAUGGAAAGAUCAACCGAUACCAUGAGAAAUCCCUCCAACAGAGACUUGAUCUCCUCUAUCAGCGCAAUUUGUACCCUCUGGCAAUCAGUUUGGCCCUGAAGUCUGGUAUGGACGAUCAACAAAAGAACGUCAUAUACCGGAAAUAUGGUGAUCAUCUCUACCAGAAGGGUGAUUACGACAGCGCGAUGGCCCAGUAUAUCAAGGCCAUUGAUAGUACAGAACCGUCGCAGGUCAUUCGCAAAUUCCUUGAUACCCAACGUAUACAUAACCUUAUCGAGUAUCUCGAAGAAUUACACGAACACCACAAGGCCACCGCUGACCACACAACUUUACUUCUCAACUGCUACGCCAAAUUGAAAGAUGUUGAAAAGCUUGAGAAGUUCAUCAAGUCGGAAGGCGAUCUCAAAUUCGACACAGAUACCGCGAUCACCAUGUGCAGACAAGGUGGUUAUUACGAACAAGCGGCAUACUUAGCUAUGAAACAUGGUGAGAGCGAUUUGGUCGUCGAUAUCUUGAUUGAGGACUCGAAAAACUAUAGUGAUGCUCUCAAUUUCAUAUGGCAUCUGGAACCUGAAAUCGCAUAUCCUGCAUUGAUGAGAUAUGCUCGAGUACUACUGGAGCACUGUCCAUCAGAAACGACUCAGAUCUUCAUAGAUUACUACACGGGUAGUUACAAGCCAAAAGUUCAGCUGGCAUCCGUAGAAGAGGUACCGGCAGUCUCCGGCAGCGCUCUAGGAGGACUGGCCGCAGGCACUGCAAAUGCGGUACAGAACUUGACCAGUCUGAUCCCCCUACCGUACAUGAAUACCUCUUCUAUUGCCAGCCCAUCAACUGUAGGAGACAGCAAGCAGCCUCCUGAAGCAUCUCGAGCGACAAUAGACCCCGACUUGGUCGAGGCACCAAAGUACACAGCUCCCGCCCCAAGGACUGCGUUUUCAUCUUUCAUCGACCACCCUGAUGAGUUCAUCGUCUUUCUUGAAGCGUGUCUUAAGGAGGAAUCACUCAAGGAGUCCGACAAAUCAGACUUGCACACAACAUUAUUCGAGAUGUAUCUUCACAAAGCCAGCGAGAAGAGGGAUGAGGACCGCGAGGAGUGGGAACAGAAAGCGAAACGUUUGAUUUCUGGCAACGAACUUCCCAUUGAAAACUCCAAUGUUUUACUUCUAUCACACCUAUCGGACUUCCGAGAUGGAACAACUCUGGUCAAAGAGCAGUCUGGCCUUCUCUUCGACAUCUUCCGCUCGUACACAAGCGCCAAAGACACGCGUGGUGCAAUUAAAGCUCUUCGCAAAUAUGGGCUCGAGGAACCCCAGCUUUAUCCCGCCGCGCUGGCGUACUUCACUUCUGACCCCAAGAUCCUGGAAGAGGCUGGGCCAGAAGAACUUGCAAAUGUGCUGAGACGCAUUGACGAGGACAGCCUUAUGGCACCUCUUCAAGUCAUUCAGACUCUGGGGGCAAAUGCCGUUGCUACAAUGGGUAUGAUCAAGCCCUACCUACAAGAGACCAUCUCGCGCGAACGCCGCGAGAUCGCCGCCAACCGCCGGCAGAUCAACUCGUUUCGUAAAGAGACAGAACAGAAACGCGCUGAGAUCACUGAGUUGGGCUCGAAGCCAGCUGUCUUCCAAUCACAACGCUGCCCCGGGUGUGGCGGCGCUCCGGAGCUUCCAGCUGUGCAUUUCUUAUGCAAGCACAGCUUCCAUCAGCGAUGUCUAAAGCAGAGCGCCAAUGGCUCUGAAACCGAGUGUCCUAUGUGCGCAAGCAACAACAUGGCAGUUCGAGCUAUGAAGCGCAGCCAGGAGGAACGAGCCGAUCGACACGAUUUGUUCAAGGAUGCACUCGACAAAGGAAAGGGGGACGAGAGAUUCAAGACCGUGGCACAGUGGUUUGGGCAGGGCGUCAUGAGUGCUGGCGCUGGUGUUUUAGAGUAG